Molecule: messenger RNA, 1371 nt
Organism: Cladophialophora carrionii CBS 160.54
Lineage: Eukaryota; Fungi; Ascomycota; Eurotiomycetes; Chaetothyriales; Herpotrichiellaceae
Exons: 2
Coding region: 1-1371 (456 amino acids)
Molecular function (GO): oxidoreductase activity
Source: RefSeq, a predicted model, not a curated record
AUGUUCUCGUCAUUCACGUCCUUCUCGCUCCCUCGCUUCGGGUUCGGCCGGGGCUCCGGCUCCGGAUCUUCUACCGCCAUUGACAUCCCCGCCGUCGAGGUGCACAACAUCGAGACCUCAACGGACAAGCGAGACCGGACACUCAAGCACCUCCUUAAACUAAUCCACACGAACUUUUCGAUCCUGUACAAUCGGUUGAGGUUCCAUAAUCAUACGCCCCAUCUCCUCGGCUCGGCCUACCUCCUCGGCAGUCCGCCCGAGCACCUGAACGACAUCUACGAAGAUGCAGCCAGAAACGAAGGCCACGAACCGUGGGUCGACUCCCCCUCCGAGAUCGCUCUGCACGACUACCGCGAUUUCCUCGGCCGGCGCGAAUACCAGCGCGCGUGGGUCGACUUCUUCGAAGACCAGCUCGUGCUGCACGGGUACGAGUGGAAGAUGGUCGUCGCGAAAUUUGUCUUCGAGCGCGGACCCAAGGGCAGUGCGAACGAGGAGCCCAUGUUCUCUUGCUUGACCGCCGGGUUGGCCCACCCGCUGAUCCACCUCGGGUAUGCGUACGAGUUGAAUUCGCGCGAGGUGGCGAUGGAGGCCCUGGGGUUGGCGGCGACGUGCUACGACGCGCGGCUGGCGGGGUUGCUUGAAAGCGGGAUGGAACCCGCCGCCAACCCGAGGCCGGCCGCGUAUUCCACGGGGAGUCUGCUCGAGGUGUUUGCGCGCGUUAACGGUGAUGGAAGACUAGAUGGCGUGUUCGACCACUACGGGGGCGACAAUCUGAGUAAAUUGCUGGGUGAUGCGACGUUGACGUCGAUCCUCAUGGAACAUUGGUCAGCGUGGAAGAUCAGCGACCCGACCAAGGAUUUCGCGCAGAGCCAGGCGUUGGCCGCCGCGUUGUUGGUGUCGAGUGCGCCGAGCGUCGGCGGCCAUGGCUGGGAUUUCUUCCUCGUGCACCUCCUCACGAGCAGCCACGCCGUCAGGAUCCUGAUCCCGUUCCUGGACGCACAGUAUCACGUGCAGCUGGUCCGGGAGUGGUUGCUGAUCGCCCUGGCCAUCUAUAUCGCCCAGCUCCGGCCGCUGAUCAAGACGUCUCACAUUACGGAUGUCGACCUUGCAGGCCGGGGCUGGGUCUUUGUCUCAAAGCAGGCGGUGGAAGGACCAUACAAGUUCGAUGCCCACUUCGUCAAGGCGUGUCGCGCACUGUACGAGGCGGAUAAAGUGUGGGGUGAGUCUGGGCCGGACGGAGAAGACAAGUACUGGUUGAAAGCGGCGGUCAAGUUCGCCGGCGAGUUUGCUGGAUGGGGUGGCUUUGGCGAAGAGGAUGAACAGGCUGAGGAGGAGCUGAGGACGGAUAGGGCAGAGAGACAGAAGGCUUGA